GGUGUGUCCAGGUCACCACAGCAUGACAGACCAUACACCCCUCAUCUGUGACUAUGGUUCUGGCUUCAGCAAGGUGGGCUUUGCCGGAAGUGAGGCCCCUAUGGCUGUCUUCCCUACCGUCCUCGGGAAAGCGAGACAUAAUAACCUGCUAGUGGGAUUGGAAGAAGAAGACUGGUUCAUUGGAGCUGAGGCCCAGAACAAUCUAGUACAGCAGAACCUGCACUACCCCAUCUCUCGGGGAGCCAUCACCAACUGGGACAAUGUGGAGAAGAUUUGGCAUCACUCUUUCUACCAUAUCCUCCACAUUGCCCCCGAUCAGCACCCCAUAAUGAUAACAGAGCCACCGUUAAACAGCAAGGAAGUUAAGACAAAAAUGACUCAGAUCCUGUUUGAAACCUUCAACGUCCCCGCCCUGUACAUGGCUAAUCAAGGGGUCCUCUCCCUAUACGCUGCUGGCAGAACCUCUGGAGCAACUAUUGAAUCUGGAGAAGGGAUGACAUACUUCGUGCCCAUCAUUAAUGGCUAUCCUUUGCCACUGUCAACCACCAAGCUGGACAUAGCUGGCCAAGACCUGACUCUGUACCUCCUGAAACUUCUGUCAGACAAUGGGAACUCAUUAGUGGGCGUAGCUGACCGUGAGUACAUCCGAGACCUGAAAGAGAAACACUGCUUUGUGGCACUGGAGUACGACAUGGAGAUGUCAAAAACCACGGUACCCUCAUACCAGAAGAAAUUCCAGCUGCCAGAUGGCAAGGAGGUCAACCUAGGACAGGAGGCUUUCAUGUGCUCAGAGGGGCUCUUCAAUACCAGCCUCCUUGGAAGAAACAACCCCGGGAUCCACAUGCAAGCCCAGCAGAGCAUCAUGUCGUGCGAACACUCCUACUGGAAGACUCUCUUCAGCCAUAUCACGCUGUCUGGGGGCACUGGGGCCUUGUCAGGCCUACGAUUCCGGCUGCAGAGAGAGAUAGCAAAGCUGGUCUCUCCAGACAUCAGUGUGAAGGUGGCUGCCUCUCCAUAUGCCAAGUACGGUGCCUGGGUAGGUGCCUCCAUCUUGUGUUCUCUUCCUAUGUUCAAGGACAUGUGGGUCACAAGCCAUGAGUAUAGGGAAACUGGCUCUUCUGUCAUGUGUAGAAGAAACCUCUGA
Molecule: messenger RNA, 1144 nt
Organism: Acomys russatus (golden spiny mouse)
Lineage: Eukaryota; Metazoa; Chordata; Mammalia; Rodentia; Muridae
Exons: 8
Coding region: 23-1144 (373 amino acids)
Source: RefSeq, a predicted model, not a curated record